AUGACCGACACCGUAGUCAGCAGCAGCGCCAACCGUUGGAUGUGUCCCAGUGACCGACCCCUUCAAUCCAAUGAUAAAGAACAGCUCCAGGCAGGGUGGUCCGUCCACCCUGGUGGUCAGCCCGACAGACAGAGGAAGCAGGAAGAGCUGACAGAUGAGGAGAAGGAAAUCAUCAACAGGGUGAUCGCACGGGCUGAGAAAAUGGAAGAGAUGGAGCAGGAGCGGAUCGGGCGCCUGGUGGACCGUCUGGAGAACAUGAGGAAGAACGUGGCCGGGGACGGGGUGAAUCGCUGCAUACUGUGUGGAGAACAGUUGGGGAUUCUGGGCUCCGCCUGCGUAGUGUGUGAGGACUGUAAGAAGAAUGUCUGCACCAAGUGUGGGGUGGAGACCUCCAACAACCGCCCACAUCCCGUGUGGCUUUGCAAAAUCUGCAUCGAGCAGAGGGAGGUGUGGAAACGUUCUGGAGCGUGGUUCUUCAAGGGCUUCCCCAAGCAGGUCCUCCCACAGCCUAUGCCCAUAAAGAAGACCAAGCCCCAGCUGCCUGUCAGUGAGCCUGCUGCCCCUGAGCAGCCCGCCUCUGAGCCCAAACACACUGCCCGGGCUCCAACUCGAGGUGACGCCGAAGACAGGAGGGGCCCAGGUCAGAAGCCAGGCCCUGACCCGGCCUCUGCUUCUGGGCGAGGAAGCUACGGGCCUCCCGUGCGCAGGGCCUCCGAGGCACGAAUGAGCUCGUCCGGCCGGGACUCGGAGAGCUGGGACCAGGGCCAUGGCGCCACUGCUGGUGACUCCAGCCGGAGCCCAGCAGGUUUGAGACGAGCCAACUCAGUCCAGGCUGCCAGACCUGCCCCCACCUCAAUGCAGAGCCCGGCACCUCCUCAGCCCGGGCAGCCAGGGCCCCCCGGGGGCAGCAGACCCAGUCCUGGGCCAGCAGGACGCUUUCCAGACCAGAGACCAGAGGUGGCUCCCAGCGACUCCGGCUAUAUAGGGGCCACUGCCCCACCCCGGGAGGAAAGAAUGGGGGGAGUCGGAACCAGGGAGGACCGAGCAGCCCACCCACCAGGCCCCUAUUCCCAAGUGUCUGCUGCUGCCCCGCAGCCUGCCACGGCCCCUGCCCGCCAGCCCCCACCCCCGGAGGAGGACGAGGAAGAAGCCAACAGCUAUGAUUCGGAUGAAGCAACCACCCUGGGUGCCCUGGAGUUCAGCCUUCUCUACGACCAGGAUAACAGCUCCCUGCACUGCACCAUCAUAAAAGCCAAGGGCCUGAAGCCCAUGGACUCCAACGGCUUGGCCGAUCCCUACGUUAAGCUGCAUCUCCUGCCGGGAGCCAGCAAGUCCAACAAGCUUCGGACAAAAACCCUGCGGAACACCCGGAACCCCAUCUGGAACGAGACGCUCGUCUAUCACGGCAUCACAGACGAGGACAUGCAGAGGAAGACCCUCAGGAUCUCUGUCUGUGAUGAGGACAAAUUUGGCCAUAACGAGUUUAUCGGUGAGACCAGAUUCUCACUCAAGAAACUGAAGCCGAACCAGAGGAAGAACUUCAAUAUCUGUCUAGAGCGGGUGAUCCCGAUGAAGCGUGCGGGGACCACCGGCUCUGCCCGAGGCAUGGCCCUGUAUGAGGAGGAGCAGGUGGAGCGUAUUGGUGACAUAGAGGAACGAGGCAAGAUCCUGGUGUCUCUCAUGUACAGCACACAGCAGGGCGGUCUCAUCGUGGGCAUCAUACGCUGCGUGCACCUGGCCGCCAUGGACGCCAAUGGCUACUCAGAUCCAUUCGUCAAGCUCUGGCUGAAACCAGACAUGGGAAAGAAGGCCAAACACAAGACUCAAAUUAAGAAGAAAACCUUGAACCCCGAAUUUAAUGAGGAGUUCUUCUAUGACAUCAAACACAGUGACCUGGCGAAGAAGUCACUGGACAUCUCAGUCUGGGACUACGACAUCGGCAAGUCCAACGAUUACAUCGGAGGCUGCCAGCUGGGGAUCUCGGCCAAAGGAGAGCGCUUAAAACACUGGUACGAGUGUCUGAAAAACAAGGACAAGAAGAUCGAGCGCUGGCACCAGCUACAGAACGAGAACCACGUGUCGAGCGAUUAG
This is a messenger RNA of Pteropus alecto (black flying fox), 2091 nucleotides long. RefSeq names its product rabphilin 3A (gene RPH3A). The record is from RefSeq and is a predicted model, not a curated record. Lineage: Eukaryota; Metazoa; Chordata; Mammalia; Chiroptera; Pteropodidae. The coding region runs from base 1 to 2091 and encodes 696 amino acids. Gene Ontology annotation, biological process: intracellular protein transport. Gene Ontology annotation, cellular component: membrane. Gene Ontology annotation, molecular function: small GTPase binding. The transcript has 20 exons.